This is a messenger RNA of Clarias gariepinus (North African catfish), 5316 nucleotides long. RefSeq names its product family with sequence similarity 135 member B (gene fam135b). The transcript is spliced from 20 exons. The coding region runs from base 98 to 4213 and encodes 1371 amino acids. The record is from RefSeq and is a predicted model, not a curated record. Lineage: Eukaryota; Metazoa; Chordata; Actinopteri; Siluriformes; Clariidae.
CACCAUCUUAAUGCCCUAGGAGCGGGCAGAACCGGGGCGGAACAGGCGGAGGUGUGGACCGGAGCGGGGUCUCUCGGCGCAGGUGAUGGAAUAGGUGAUGUCUGAAGUACAGGGCACUGUGGAGUUUUCUGUGGAGCUGCACAAAUUUCACAAUGUGGAUCUCUUUCAGAGAGGGUUCUAUCAGGUGAGGGCGGGGCUAAGAGUGUCACCACAUGUUCCACACAGGUUCAUCACCACAACACCUGGACACACAGGCGAGUGUAGUUUCACAAAGGCCGGAGUGCACGAUGGAGUUGUGUUCGGACGGAUAUUUCAGAUCCUGUACAGGAACGAGGAGGUUUCGCUGGAGGACCGGGCCAUCUUUCGGGUCCACCUGCUCCUGGACGGAGAGAGGGUGGAGGAGGCACUGAAUGAAGUGGACUUCCAGCUGAGACUUGACCUGCACUUCACAGAUGUAGAGCAACAGCUGACUGACAUCUCCUCAGUGCCUGUGAUCAGCAGUAGGACUCUGGGUCUUCAUUUCCAACCACGCAGUGGCGGCCUGCACCACCACCUCCCGGUCAUGUUCGACUACUUCCACCUGUCCGUCAUCUCCAUCACCGUCCACGCCUCCUUAGUGGCUCUACACCAACCGCUUAUCAGCUUUGCACGCAGCAGUAAGGGGGCGUGGCUGGGGAAGGGCUCUCCGGAGAGUGAGGUGCCGCCUGCUGUGAUGUCAGUGGAGAACCUGAUGUUUGGGGCAGGAUACUGUAGACCCAUACUCACUGAGGGCAGUUUUUACGUGGCAUCAGAGAACUGCCUACAGCGAGCUCAUACGUGGCACCGGACUCUCUGUCGCCUCCUGCUGGCUGCUUAUAAGGGCCUGAGCUUCUACUAUACACUGCUGAUGAAGGACAAUCCGGAAAUGCAGCGUGGUCAGAUAGAGGAGCUGCUGGUUGAGGAAACACUGAACAAACUCACCAAUGAGUUACAGUUACAGAGUGGUCAUGAGAAGGUCGCUGAGCAGAUCUCUCGUGAUCUCUCUCAGCUGUGUGCCAGGCUCGCGUCUCUUUGGGCGCAGUUUCUAGAGGCAGCAGUUCCUAAUCCCCAGGUCCGCAGCUACCUCGCCCAGGAGCACCAUAAGCUCAGGGUUAGGAGAUUCUCUGAGGGCUACUUCUUCACUGAACAUCCCAAAGAGUCUUCACUCACCUUUCAGGAGGAGCUUAUAAGUAGGCAUGCUCAAUUGGCUGUGGACUUGAGGAGCUCGGAGUAUCUCAGUCAUAUGCCCCCUCUUCCAAUCGAGUGCCUUGACAUUGAUGGUGACUGGAACAGCUUGCCAAUCAUCUUUGAGGACAGAUACGUGGACGCACCCUGUUUAGAUUAUAAACCACAUGUGCCAAACCAAAUAGGAUCAGACACUCAGAAAUCUACAAAUUCUGAUGAUACAGAAGAGCAUGCCAUGCCCUCAACGGAGAUGAGACCUCAAUCACCAGCAAUAAGCACUAAGGAGUCUGCACCUGAAGAUUUCCUGGACCUACCCACGUACAUGGCUCUAAUUGGAAGGGAGGAGGACUUUGACAGAGACGGGAGUAUGGUUGAAUUGGAAAGUCCAGUUGGGUCUUUGGAUGGGAGGACAUCUCCAGACAGAACCGAAACUAAGUUUAGAUCCAAAGUUGAACCAAAUGCUGACAGUCAUCAAGAAAGUGAGAUAGAGGGAUCAGACAGGAAUAGUGCCAUAGAAGAAGAGCUGACUCAAGAGUAUACUGACAGAACUGGGUUAAAAUACAUAGAGGUCAGACCCAGUGAUUCUGACCCUUACAAGGGUGAUGAAGUGCUGCUCAUACAGUCAAAUGACAUGAAAUCUUGUGACCUCAAUGAUGUUACAACAUUUUCUUCUACAAAUCACCUACAUAGCAAUUUAGAGAUCCAACGUAUCUCUGAGAAACAAGGCAGCAAGAAAGAAGAGACUUGUGCAGAAUUCCCAGCUGUGACCCAAGCAAAUAACACCGGUAGCUUUGAUCCACUGUUAAUGAAUUCUUCUGUAACAGACCAACCAAUGACACCUCCUCACAGCACCAGCAUUCCGCCCCUGGACCAUCCCUUGUCUGAGAUGCCUCCAAGAGUUGGGAUUCUGGGAAAGUUGAAGAUAAUGAAGCGUUCUUCCUCUGUCAUCUCUGACUCUGGUAUCGAAAGUGAACCCAGCUCUGUGGCCUGGCCGUUGGACAUCCGAGUCGGGGUGGCUGGAAGUCGUGACCCCUUGCACCUUUGUCGUCGCCGGGUACAUCGGAAUUCCCUGGAAGGCCUUCAGACUGAGAGCCAUGGCAGUCUGCCCAGUGCCACACAAGCCUCGCUAAGUUCCAUUAGUUCCCUGCCUUAUGAAGAUGAAGAUGAGGAGCGGCAACGGCAACUCAACACACUCACCAAAUCUGCUUCUGCUCCACAGAUCAGCAGCCCUGACAGCAAUAAUGAAAAUGUUAUCCAAGAUCUGGCCAAUCAAGUGAAUGUUGUCCUGGAGGUUUCCAGCCAGAUGAGAAAGCAAAUAGAAUGUGGCAAUGUAGUCGACAGACAGGAAGAAUCUAAUCAGGAUAUCUUUGAUGAGAUAAUCUACAAAGAGGGGGGGACUAAGGAUAUCAGUACUGAUACCAAGUUGAUAAGUAACAUCUCAGAAGUAUUACUUUUUCAGAAAUUAGUAAAAGAAACACCUGAUGAAACAAUUGAUCAUGAGGAUAGAAAAGAUGUUAGUGGAAUAUUACAUGAUGGAGAUUCAAGUCUGCUUAAUAAAAGUACCGGACUUUGUAACACUGAAUGUUGUGAACACAAGAUGAUGAACAUGGGUACUGAUGAUCCUGACAGUCACACUGUUGAUGCUAUUAGUUUCCAUGAUAUUCAUCUUGGUGAGCUUGAUAAAGGUGAACUUGGGAAUGCCAUAGACACACCAAAACAUGAAAUCCAGAUCAGCCAAGCUAGCAGUAAACCCAGUGACCUUCAAGAGCAUCCAACUGAUGGAAAAGAGCAAAGUGGGAAGGAGGGAAAUGCGAAGACCAAUCAGGUGCCAAGUUCAGGCUUGGCAUUUAUGAAUAAGAAAGUGGUGGAGGUGGUGAAUUUGUCUGUUUCAUGUGCACCAACUUGCCUUCCCUUUUCUUCUGUACUUCAUGACUCACCAUCUGUCAGUGGCCUGAGCAUCCGACAAGCCAACUCACCCAUUACCCAUCAGCCUUUGGGAUCUUUCGGAAUCAUCUCAUCCUCUUCCUCCUUCCUCUGUACUGAACAGGACAUCAGUGAGAGAAUGCUUAAUUUUUUUAAAGCUAAAGAGGCUUUUCUGGGGAAGUUAGCCUUGCGAGCGACCCUUUACAGCGAGCUCCCUCUCCUCGCAUCUGAUCACCCAUACUUCUCUCCUGAAGAAGAAGAAGAGGAGUUUGAGGAUGGAAUCCACCUAGUAGUGUGUGUGCACGGUUUGGAUGGGAACAGUGCAGACCUGCGUUUGGUGAAGACCUUCAUAGAACUCGGCCUGCCGGGCUCAAGGCUCGACUUCCUCAUGUCUGAACGUAACCAGAUUGACACGUUUGCAGAUUUUGACACUAUGACAGAUCGGCUGCUAGAUGAGAUCAUUCAGCACAUUCAGCUCUACAACCUCACCGUGGGAAGAAUCAGUUUUAUAGGUCACUCUCUGGGUAACGUCAUCAUCCGCUCAGUGUUAACGAGGCCUCGAUUCCGCUGCUACCUCAGCAAACUGCACACCUUCCUGUCGCUGUCCGGACCUCACCUCGGUACACUGUUCAACAGCAGCACGCUGGUUAGCACAGGUUUGUGGCUGAUGCAGAAGCUGAAGAAGUCUGGAUCGCUGCUUCAGCUCACCUUCAGAGACCACCAGGACCCCCGGCAGACCUUCCUGUACACACUGAGCCAGAAACCUGGCCUGCAGUUCUUUAAGAAUGUGGUGUUGGUAGCAUCACCUCAGGAUCGGUACGUCCCCUUCCACUCAGCCCGCAUAGAGCUGUGCAAAAGCGCUCUGAAGGACAGGACCACAGGUCCGGUGUACACCGAGAUGAUAAACAACCUCCUGAGGCCGCUGAUGAACGCUCCGCAGUGUCGCGUGAUCCGUCACAACGUGUUCCACGCCUUACCCAACACCGCUAACACUCUAAUCGGCCGAGCCGCUCACAUCGCAGUGCUCGACUCCGAGCUCUUUCUCGAGAAGUUCCUGCUUGUCGCUGGCCUUGAGUACUUCAAAUAGCAGAUUAGCAUGCAGGUUUCAGGGCUACGCUGCAUCACAAGGCGAUCUGAUCUGAUUGCAUCUUGGAGGCUCUCCACUUUACAGAUCAAUUGUUCUUUCGAUAAAUCUUACACUAUUUGUGAGUUGGCCAAUCGUAUCUGUGUCCAAUCAAGAUCAUUCAGUUCAUCGGCAAUUUAAUAAAGAGUUGCCCCAACACAGGAACUGACCAAUCAGAUUCGGCUGGGAACCAAGGAUCGAGCGAAUUGCCUAAGUGAUAACCGACAAGAGGAAAAGGGCAUAGAACCAGUCACCAUAUCUACUGACCAAUCAGAUUGACCCCAAGUUCAGGUUGAACCUCAAAAGGCAUCGACCAUCAGAUGGUCAGGCAACCGAUCCAGAAACAAAACGUAAUAUGCAUGUUUUGAUUGGCUGACAAGGCCAGGUUUUAUCUACACCAUAUAUUAGCUUUACCAUAACAGGUAGCAUCCGACCGAUCAGAUUCGUUCAAUCUGAUAUCCAGGUUUCAUCAGGGCUUUUUCAUUUGUUUUAAACGGCCAAUUAGAUUGUAGCUUAGACCCCACACCUUUAAAAGAAAAAAGACCUCAGACGGGUCAGAUGAUCAACCAGACUGUAUCAUAAAGGUUGCUGAAGGAUAAGAAGGGUGGUGAGAUUCACGUUAUACAUAUAAACAUUGUAUGCAUAUAUGUAAAUAAAACUGUACAAUAAUUAUAUAGUGAGAAGUAUAUAGAGAUAUAAAGAUAAUAUACUGGUGUCCCAAGCGAGCUUUCAAAGGGAUGUCGUGAUAAAAUAACCUUUUAAACAGUUCCAUUUGAAUGUACGUGCUACUGACCGACAUGUCGACCUCAUCUAAAUGUCUUUAACAUAUAAUAACAGAGGUAUUUUCUUAUUACUGUUCAUAAAAAAAAAGUAAAAGCCAUUAGUCUAUUACUGCUUACUGAACGAAGACGUGUGUGUAUUUUUUGUACGCGGGACAUGUUUCUGGAUCACGUUUUUAUUUUAAACAAUCAUCGGCAUCCAUCAGAUGUCAUCAGUGUGCGCCGGAGAAUCCAAUUCAAACUCCUUAAGGUUAUGAAGGACAGUCUAAUUAGCUGGAGCAACGUUAU